AUGUCCAACGGCGCAGCAACUAGGCCAGGCCCGGUGGCGACGCUGUGGCCACCACCACGGUUUCUUUGUGCCCAGCUGAUGCCAUUCUGUCCAAAUCUUGCAAAACAGCCAGCAAUGUCCCUCAGGAAUCAUACUUUUCUGAAUAAACUUGGUUCUGUUGUGUACAGGAUCCCAGAAAACCAGAGUGUUGAAGCCACCUUCAUUCUCCUGGGAUUUUCAGAAUAUCCUGUUCUCCAGACACCUCUGUUCCUGUUAUUCUUAAUAAUUUACAUCAUCACUGUAGUAGGGAACCUGGGUAUGAUCUUGGUGAUCAAGAUCAAUCCCAAACUCCAUAUUCCAAUGUACUAUUUCCUCAGCCACUUAUCCUUUGUCGAUUUCUGUUACUGUACAGUCGUUACACCCAAACUGCUAGAAAACUUGGUUGUGGAAGACAGAACCAUCAAGUUUGCAGAUUGUCUGACUCAAUUCUUCUUUCACUGUACCCUUGUGGUGACAGAAGUGUUCUUGCUGGCUGUGAUGGCCUAUGACCGGUUUGUGGCCGUUUGUAAACCUCUACAGUACACAACUGUGAUGUCCCAUAAGCUUUGUGCCAUGUUGGUGGGUGCAUCAUACUCUUGGGGUGUAGUUUGUUCCUCCACUCUCUGCUACUUUCUAAUGAAUUCAUCAUACAGAGGAAGGAAUGUCAUAAACAACUUUCUUUGUGAACAUUCUUCCAUUACCUCUGUCUCUUAUUCUGACCCCUACAUCAAUCACUUGCUCCUCAAUGUCCUUGCUACCUCCAAUGAAGUAAGCACCCUGAUCAUCGUUCUUACAUCGUAUGCUUUCAUUUUUAUCACAGUCAUGAAGAUGCCUUCUACAGGGGGGAGGAAGAAAGUCUUCUCCACUUGUGCCUCCCAUCUCACUGCUAUUACUGUCUUCCAUGGGACCCUCCUCUUUCUCUACUGUGUUCCUAACUCCAAAAAUUCAUGGCUGAUGGUCAAGGUGGGCUGCGUCUUUUACACAGUGGUUAUCCCCAUGCUCAACCCACUGAUCUACAGUCUUAGAAACAAAGAUGUGAAAGAAACAGUUAGGAAAUUUUUUUGUAUGAAAUUAUGCAGUGAUAAAAUAUAA
Molecule: messenger RNA, 1110 nt
Organism: Sorex araneus (European shrew)
Lineage: Eukaryota; Metazoa; Chordata; Mammalia; Eulipotyphla; Soricidae
Product: olfactory receptor 5D13-like
Exons: 2
Coding region: 1-1110 (369 amino acids)
Biological process (GO): G protein-coupled receptor signaling pathway; sensory perception of smell
Cellular component (GO): membrane
Molecular function (GO): G protein-coupled receptor activity; odorant binding; olfactory receptor activity
Source: RefSeq, a predicted model, not a curated record